Copidosoma floridanum is the source of this 1908-nucleotide messenger RNA. RefSeq lists its product as uncharacterized. Gene Ontology annotation, molecular function: protein binding. The record is from RefSeq and is a predicted model, not a curated record. NCBI's taxonomy places the organism in Eukaryota, Metazoa, Arthropoda, Insecta, Hymenoptera, Encyrtidae.
AUGAGUUCCGAGCCAGGCGCUCGCGGCGCUAGCCUUGUCCAAAACUGGCCUUGUCCGUAUACUUUAGGUUAAAUUUUGCCUUUAAUUGAAAAAUUUAACUCUUCCCAAGUCCUAGAUAGUUCAUCUACGAGGAAGAGUAAGGAAUUUUGUGAGCCUACUGGCGUGAUUUUGACUUGUCAAAGUCAGUGGGAGCCACACCACCAGGAUGUGGAAGUUUGUGACGCGAGGUAUCCGCGAGUCCUUGGAGCGUCGGGCCUGUCGCACCAACGUCUACUCCCAGAGCAACGAUGGCAAUGACGCUGUCGUCCCCGAGCAGCAGAAAACAGAGUGUCCCAACAGAUUCAAAAAGUUCAGGGUCAGAGGCUCGUGCUUUACCAAUUUUCAUAAAGAUCUCAAAGGCCCUUGUCCCGUGGCUCUGGUGAAACAACACUGGAACAAUCUUGGGGCCCGAAAAGAGAACGAACAACGAAAUUACGACGCCAAGUAUACCUGGUCAGAGGCUGUUGGCUUGUCAGGAAUUCUGGCCAUAGGCUACGUCGUCUGUCAGUCUCUCUUCAUACGCAGGAGGCUGUUUGAAUUUGAAAAUUCUAAUGUAGAAAAGUGGAAGAAGAAGCUGAUUACCGAUCCGCAAGUCCAGGCAUCUCAGAUACUUUCUCACUUUGUACUGCCAGGGCCACAGUACAUACUUCCUACUACUAAUGCUCUCAAUGAAAGCAAUAAACUAACUGCCCAACAGACCAAAGACACAUCUGAAGAUUUAGUUACAUCUGAAGAUUUAGUUGACAGUGCUAUAAACAUUGAACAGACUUAUGGCCCUAUAACAGCUGAAGAGGCUAUCAAAGAAGCUGUUGAUAAAUUUUCGUAUGUAAAUGAAUUAAUUUUGGGAGAGCAAGAAUUUGAUUCAGGACUCAAAGCAGUCGAGGAAGAACGUUACCAGGAUGCUGUACAACAUUUCAUUUCUGGUGCUAAUUUAUCGUCUGCUAGAAGUAUGUUCAACUUAGGAUUAUGUUAUGAAUUAGGAUUAGGAACUCCCAAGAACUUUAAAAAGGCUGUGAAAUAUUUCAAGAAAGCUGCUGACGAAGGUCAUGUUGAUGCCAUGUACAAUUUAGGAGUCUACCUAGCUCAAGGUAAAGGAGGCAUCAGUAUGAAUCUAGAUGCGGCCAAGUUUUGGUUCACACAAGCAGCAGAAAAGGGGCAACUCGAUGCUAUAAAAGCACUCCAACUAGAAGAAACCUUUGAUGGAAAUUCUGAGCAUAUAGAGAGAAAAAAUGCUAGCUAUGUAAAAGUCAAUACUGCAAAAAAAGUAAACAAUAAUUUAGUGUCUAAAUUAGCAAAUUAUAAGGCUGCUUUUAAGACUAGCAUUGGUACCAUAACAGAAUCUGAUGAGUUUUCAACCUCGUAUGAAGAUAACUUGAAUUCUUCAAGCCCUACUAACAUAUUUUUAGAAAUGCUUGGCAUAGAUACGCCGAGUGCCAUAUAUUCUUCAUCUCAGUUGUAGAAAAUGAGCAUUAAACAAAUUUUACCCGUGCAGAUGUUUUUUGUUAAGUCAUGUACAUCUCAUUUUAUACAUGUUAUCUCAUCACUAUAAUUAGAAAUAGGGAAGUUUCAGAUGAACGAAUUUUUGGCUCAGCAUGUACAUAGGCUAUACGUUGAUGAGUGUGUAAAUAGAAAAUUUAAACCUAUAGAAACAUUUACUGUGACUUAAAAUUUAAAUGCAUGUAUCAUGUCUAAUCUAUUUUACUUAAGUACUUAACCACUAUUCUUUUUAUUAACUGAUAUGUCCUACAGAUUGUUGAUAUAUCUGUGAUAACUUUGUUUACUGAUAAAGUGUGUAAAUACCACAGAAAACGACGAUUAGUCAUAAAGACGUAUAUUAAUUCUGUAAGAAAUGAUAAAAUAAAAAAUGAA